AUGGAGUGUAACGGCUGUACAGCUAUGGGACAUCCGAGACGUUUUCCUUCUCGGUUAUGGCUUUUGCCAACUGGAUCAGAUGAUGCCACUUGCCGUCUCUUCGAUAUUCGUGCAGAUCAGGAAUUGGCCAUGUAUUCUCACGAUAACAUUAUUUGCGGUAUUACUAGCGUAGCUUUCUCAAAAUCUGGUCGGCUGUUAUUCGCUGGAUAUGACGAUUUUAACUGUAAUGUCUGGGAUUCAAUGAGGCAAGAACGAGCA
Messenger RNA from Cooperia oncophora, 258 nucleotides. NCBI's taxonomy places the organism in Eukaryota, Metazoa, Nematoda, Chromadorea, Rhabditida, Trichostrongylidae. The record is from the annotation of a GenBank genome assembly.